AUGUCAGGCCUAUUUAAUAAAGUUGCAUCCUCAUUACGUGGAGGCGGUUGUGGGUCGAUUAAAAUAAUUCCCAACUCAGAAGUAGACUUUAAGGCUGAUAUUUACGACAUAGAAAAUUUCAUAACUAGAUUUGAUUCUGUUGUCUAAAUUAUACACACUAAAGUAGAUGAUGCGGCCAAUUAAUCCGAAGCUUAAGAAAUAAUGAUAGCCAUAUAAUGGUUUAUUUUUUUAGAGGAAAACAUUUACAAACUUAUCAAGAAUGCCUAAAAGGUCAUGAAAUCAUACAACUUAAUUAUAGAUGGAAUCCUAAAAUUACUGAAAAGUUGUUUAAUCUAUGUCAGAACGGAUUCAUUUAAAUGUUUAUUCAUCUUAAGGACUACAUCUUCUCUAUCUAAAGUGAUAUUUAUCUUCCAUAUGAGAAAGGGUUAAAGAUUAAUGAACUGUGACACAUAAAAGCAAUUUUUGGAUAUUUGUGAUGAAUUAAAAUAAUAAAUUGAAAUAGAGAAAAAUGAUAUAAUUCAAACUUAAUUGGAAAUUUACCUUUUCCUAACAAAAGCUUCAUUUCAGGUGGCCCCAAAAGAUGGUAAAGAUAGGGAUGAUAAUUUAAACGGUUGUUUAAAUGGUAUCUUUAACUCAAUAUUUGAUAUGAAACCUAAUAAUGAAUUGUUUAUGUAAUUGUAUCGAGCAUGCCUACAUUACAAUAAUUAUGCAAUUUAGAAAAAUAGAAAAUAAUAUGAAGAUUAUUUUUAAUAGAUAUGUUGUUAUGGGAGAUCAUCAAUAAUUUAAAAAAUGAAGGCUAACUGA
Molecule: messenger RNA, 804 nt
Organism: Paramecium primaurelia
Lineage: Eukaryota; Ciliophora; Oligohymenophorea; Peniculida; Parameciidae
Source: the annotation of a GenBank genome assembly